AUGUUCAGAAUUGCUAAGAAUCUAGUGAAAACUUUGGAACAAAGUGUGCAAGACUUCUCGUUGUCUCAGAGUUCUGAUCAACUCGACGCUUUCUUUCAAUCGAUACCACCUAAUUUACUGUUGGCUCAAUUCCAACAACACCAGAAUCAAAAUGGUAAUGAACAAGAGUGUAAUAACGAGGUAGACUACUCGAUCAGGAAGAACUACAACGAUACCGUCUCUGGUUUGAGGAUCGUGUACGUCGAUGAAACUCAAUUGCAAUUGCAAUCUUAUUUCGAUUAUAUAGUGGGUAUCAACGAUGAUCCUUUGCCUUUUAUAAGCAAUCAACAUGGUUACGUUUAUCCAGAUUACAACAAGAUUGCUUCUUUGUUCAAUGAAAAAUGUAAUGAUUACAUCAAGUUAAACGUUUGGUCUGCAAAAGGUGGUGUGUUCAGAGAUGUCUACAUGUCGGUCCCACAGAAGGACCCUUCCAACUUGGAAGACGUUUCUUUGGAGAAACAAGAAAAUAAUGUCUCUCAUCAAUUCCAACCUUUAGGUUUUAAAGUCCAAUGGUCUCCAUUGAUUGCAUCAACCUUCACUUAUCAUAUUUUGAACUUAAACAUCAACCAGGGUCCUGCCCAAUUGAGUGGUUUGAUCCCUGAUGAAGAUUAUAUCAUUGGUUGCCAAGACGGUUUGUUGGCAACUGGUGGUGAGACUCUAUUGCAGGAUAUCGUAAGAUCAAGAGCAAAUCACGAUCUGGUGUUAUACGUUUAUAACAAAGUGGAAGACUGCGUCAGACCAAUCACUGUAAAUAUAGGAGGUGAUGGAAGAUUAGGCUGCAACGUAGGUUAUGGGUUCCUACAUAGAAUCCCAACGGUAACCAAAAAUCAGCAAAACCAAAAUCAACAUGAACAACAGCAUCAGCAGCACCAGCAACCAGCUGUUCCUGAAAUUCCACCACAAUCAGAAUCUGCAUUCACUCCAAAAAAUUUAAACUCAGCACCUCCAAUCACCCAUAAGAAGAAGACCAAACAACAACAGUCUGGUACAAGUACAAUGGGCUCAUACUUUGAUGAAGGUAAAGAUGUCUCUGCUGUGAUAUCAUCUGAUUCAUCCAUACCACCUCCACCUGUAAAGAAUUAG
Molecule: messenger RNA, 1122 nt
Organism: Vanderwaltozyma polyspora DSM 70294
Lineage: Eukaryota; Fungi; Ascomycota; Saccharomycetes; Saccharomycetales; Saccharomycetaceae
Gene: GRH1
Product: Grh1p
Exons: 1
Coding region: 1-1122 (373 amino acids)
Biological process (GO): Golgi organization
Cellular component (GO): Golgi apparatus
Molecular function (GO): protein binding
Source: RefSeq, a predicted model, not a curated record